AAAAUGUCGAAAUUAUAUAGAGAUAUUCUUUAUCUGAUAAUCGAAGAAUUACAAUAUGACAGAAAGUCUCUUGUUUCAUGUCUUACUAUUAAUAAAAUUUGGUGUGAAAUAAUUAUUCCAAUUUUAUGGAAAAAUCCUUGGGAAGAUUUAACUUUUGAUAAAGAAAAAUUAUUAUUAAACACAAUUAUUUCACAUUUAUCAGAUGAAGAAAGAAAUAAUUUAAGUCAAUACUCUACAAUUUCAUAUAAGAAACCUUUGUUUAAUUAUAUUAGUUUUUGCAAACAUUUAAAUUUAGAAAUAAUCGAAAAUAUAAUUUUAAGUCAUGGUCAAGGUCAAUAUAAUGAAAUUAAAAAUUAUAUACUUAAUCUUUUUAUUAAUAAAAAUGCAGAAUAUACUCACCUUUAUAUGACUAACUAUUACUAUGAAUAUCAUCUUAUCCCUGAAGCUGAACAGUGUUUUUCAAAAAUUAAAUUCCUUAGAUGUGAUUCUAGAGUAAAGGAUAAUAGUUUAGCUAUAUUAACAAAAAUGUGUAAAUCGAUUGAAGAUUUGGAACUUAUUAUUUACAAGUAUGAAAAUAAUUUUGGAAUUCCUAAGUUAAUUGAAAAUCAAGAAAAUUUAAUUAAUGUUAGUUUUUUACAUAAGUAUUCUCCUUAUGAUGGAUUAUUUCGUGCAUUUCUAGAAAAUUCGUUGAUCAAACAUGCAAAUACUAUACAAUAUUUUAAUAUAUGUGGUCAACUUGAAACACAAAUUCUUACAUCCUUUGUAAAUUUAAAAGAUUUGGUAUUAAUGGGUGAUUGGGAAAGAUGGAUAUAUAUAGAAAAUUUAUCUUUACCUUCCUUACAAAGUUUAUAUACUAGGGACAUUAAUACUGAGAGUUUAAAAGGUUUAAUCGAAAAUUCCGGUGGGAAACUUAAUGAAUUAAAUAUUUCUUAUUCAGUUAUUUUUCCUGAUGCUAUUAGUACUAAAGAAAUUAUUCAAGUUAUUUGUCAGAAUUGUCCUAACCUUACUCAUCUUGAAUUUUAUUAUAAAAAUUGUAAUGUUUUAGAUUUAGAGAAAUUAUUGAUUAAAUGUCAAUAUUUAAAAAUAUUAGGAAUUUAUUAUAUUGUUGAAGAUGAAUUUAUGAAUUGGGAUAAUUUAUUCAACAUUUUAGUUACAUCAUCACCACUUAGUUUACACAAACUUAAAAUUAUCUAUCCUGUUAAUCAACCUGAAUUGAAAUCUUUAAAAUUAUUUUUUGAUAAUUGGGAAGGUAGAAAACCUAUUUCAUUAAUCAUUAGUAUAAAAGGGGAUUUUAUUCGAAAAAAACAACUAAAUGAUUUAAUAGGAAAUUAUAAAUCAAAAGGUGUAGUAAAAGAUUUUAUUCAUUAUUCUUAUGAAUAUGAUGAUUUAAUAGAAAGUAAGGCAAAAGAGAUAGUUAAAGAUCUUAAAACUAAAGCAGCUAACAUUUUUUAUGGAUUUAAAAAUUUAUUCAAUUAAUUAAAUUCUUAUGUUAUUUGAUUUUCUUUUUUUUUUAUUAAUAAAA
Rhizophagus irregularis DAOM 181602=DAOM 197198 is the source of this 1522-nucleotide messenger RNA. RefSeq lists its product as uncharacterized. The record is from RefSeq and is a predicted model, not a curated record. NCBI's taxonomy places the organism in Eukaryota, Fungi, Glomeromycota, Glomeromycetes, Glomerales, Glomeraceae.